Mesorhabditis spiculigera is the source of this 330-nucleotide messenger RNA. The record is from the annotation of a GenBank genome assembly. NCBI's taxonomy places the organism in Eukaryota, Metazoa, Nematoda, Chromadorea, Rhabditida, Rhabditidae.
AUGCCUUCCCUUCCCGGUUUCUUGACUGCAUUGAAGAAGAAGUUUAAGAAGGAGAAGAAGGGAGCCCGGACCGGCAGCGCGGAAAAUAUCGAUGACGUCGAGGAGCCGGCCGCGAAGAAUGACAAGCCAGAGCGCAGCGGGAUGGCGGCCGUCGAGGAAAGCUUGAGAAAGAAGAACAAGAAGAAGAAGGGCGACGCCGGAACACGACAACAUAAGACCGGUGGCGACAUGAUGAACAAGACGCAGGACGGCGGAGACGGUGUACCCAUUACGCCACCACCACCUACAAAGUCUGUCCGAACGUUCGGCUACAUUUGUGGAGUGACAGUU